AUGGCAUUCUUGAUAUUGUAUUGCAAUGCACGAGUAAAGCAAGAGUCCAUUCAAUCUACUAAGAAACCUAGUUGUAUUCCUAUUGGUGAUCUUUGCAAUGAUGUUGUUGAUUGUUGUGGUAAUGAUGAUCCUGAUGUUGGCCAUUGUGUUUAUUGUCGUACUAGUUGGCCUUUUGGUCGUCAUCAGCGUUGUGAUUGUAGUUCUAGCGGUGCUGUUACUACUACUGAUGAUGGUAUUGUUAAUAGUGAUCGUUGUGCUGGUCGUGAUCGUCGUCUUAAUCGUUGUCGGGUUAGUGUUGCUCGUCCUGGUACAUUUUGGGCUCGUGGCAAUAAUGUUCAUCCCAAAAAAACCAAGAAUGCUGGACAAAAUGUCCUACUGACAUAUUAUGAUUCAACAUUUAAUGGUGCUUAUUUCGGUAUGAAACGAACAUUUUACAAGAUUCGUGAUAGGUACUACUGGCCCAAUCAAUUUCUCGAUAUCAAAAAUCAUAUGCUUUCGUGUCUUAAUUGUAAGAAGAACAACCAUCUUCGUCGAAAACCAGAUGGAUUUUUACAACCAAUCACACCCCCACAGGGCAUUAUGGAAAAAGUAGCAAUGGAUUUUGAAGGUAAACUACCUACUUCAGCACGUGGUAAUUAA
Rotaria sp. Silwood2 is the source of this 639-nucleotide messenger RNA. Lineage: Eukaryota; Metazoa; Rotifera; Eurotatoria; Philodinida; Philodinidae. The record is from the annotation of a GenBank genome assembly.